AUGCAGUACCCCAUCACCACACCUGUACCGCCCAAAACAACGAAUAUAGUACCAGAGUACACAUUUCUUGAGGAUAAUUAUCAGUGCCAGACUUCUGUUCCAACACAUAAAACAAUAACAUAGACAACUCCAGAGCUCCCUUUACAACAGAACAGCUAUGGCAUUGAAGACCUUAACUCUCCCUGAUCUCCCUUAUGCCUAUGAUGCUCUUGAGCCUUUUAUUAGUGGCGAGAUAAUGUUUCUUCAUCACCAGAAGCAUCACCUGGCUUAUGUUACUAACUACAAUAAGUCUCUUGAGCUUCUCAAUCAGGCUAUCGCAAAUGGUGACUCUUCCUCUGUUGUCAAGCUGCAAAGUUCUAUCAAGUUCAAUGGAGGAGGUCAUAUCAACCACUCCAUUUUCUGGAAGAAUCUUGCACCUGUCAGUGAAGGAGGUGGUAUACCCCCACAUGGUUCCCUUGCUUCAGCUAUUGACACUGAAUUUGGUUCUCUGGAAAAGUUGAUACAAAAGAUGAAUGCAGAAGGUGCUGCUGUCGAAGGAUCUGGAUGGGUGUGGCUUGGCGUGGACAAAGACUCUAAGAAGCUUGUGGUUGCGACCACUCAAAACCAGGAUCCAUUGGUAACUAAAGGACCAACUUUAGUUCCUUUGCUUGGUAUUGAUGUUUGGGAGCAUGCUUACUACUUACAGUACAAGAAUGUAAGACCAGAUUACCUAAAGAGCAUAUGGAAUGUGAUGAAUUGGAAGUAUGCAAGUGAAGUAUAUGAGAGCAUAUGCCCUUCAUUUUGAAGUAGGUCUAUGAUCGGGUGGCUUUGCAGCAGAGGUUGAAGAAAUGAUAGUGCUGUUUGUAUUGUGAAAUAUGGAUGGUGUUUUCUUCUGCUCUCUUCAGUGUGUGAGAUGCUGAAUAAAUACGAAAUGUUGCUAUGUUUAUGUAUCCAGAACAGAACAAUGUUGUUUGCUUACAGUUGUACUUGUAGCGCAGUUUGAAAGACUGAAUAAAAAGAAAUAAUUGUGUUGAUGUUA
Ricinus communis (castor bean) is the source of this 1018-nucleotide messenger RNA. Its product is annotated as superoxide dismutase [Mn], mitochondrial. Gene Ontology annotation, molecular function: metal ion binding; superoxide dismutase activity. The transcript has 7 exons. NCBI's taxonomy places the organism in Eukaryota, Viridiplantae, Streptophyta, Magnoliopsida, Malpighiales, Euphorbiaceae. The record is from RefSeq and is a predicted model, not a curated record. Gene Ontology annotation, cellular component: mitochondrion. Gene Ontology annotation, biological process: superoxide metabolic process. The coding region runs from base 158 to 784 and encodes 208 amino acids.